This is a messenger RNA of Enterobius vermicularis (human pinworm), 381 nucleotides long. The record is from the annotation of a GenBank genome assembly. Lineage: Eukaryota; Metazoa; Nematoda; Chromadorea; Rhabditida; Oxyuridae.
AUGGAAAUCCGUGCUUUAGCGGAGCAGAGACGGCGGGAGAAGUUAGAGAAUGAGAAAGAGUUGAAACGACUGCGUGAAUUGAUCAAACCUAUGGAUUUGUCUUUUUUUUUUUCGUUAUUAACAAUUUUUAUAGAAUUAUGUUAUUUUUUCAGGACAGAAUGCCACAUACAAGUGAAGUACCCAAAUGGAAGCACAGUUACUCUUCUUUUUGACUGCAAGGAACUUUUUUCAGCUUUAGUUGAUAGGAUCAGAGAGAGUCAAGAAAUUAUGUUGACUCAAAAUUACCCAAAGCGGGUUUUUGGAGAUGAGGAUUACACUCGAUCAUUUACAGAGCUUAGUUUAACCCCUUCAGCUACCAUUCUCGUUUUCCCGGUUAGUUAA